CCAAGAGCGAGCAGCAUCGUAUCCGUAAUUAGCCAUGUUGGCUCAAGCCAUCUUGGCUCAAGCCGUACUCGCCAGGGGCUCUUAUUGCUCGCCGCCGUGAUUUCGUUCCACUGCACCUUCCUGAUACUUCCAGCAUCCCGCAACGCAGUGCGCUGCCGAACUGGUGCGAUGGCACCCUUUCGGCUCACCGUCCUGCUCGUCACCGCUGCCGUGCCUGCUGUAGCUCUGAAGGCAGAGACAAGCGUCGCCCUCGAGGCACUCCUCGACAUCACAAUCCACCGCCGCGGGGAAUCCAAUGGUGCUCAAAUGGGUGCCACUGAGGUGGAGUCCCUGGGAGAAGGCUCGGAUGUGUCGGUGACGUUCUCUCCGCAGGAGCGCGCCGCCGUGCAUGCCUCCAAGUUCGAGAAGGAGUUCGUGGUGGACCUCGACAUGUCUGAUGCCCAUAAAAAGUCGGUCGGCGUCGUGCUGAACAUGGACACUGAUUACGAGCCCGUUACUGUCACGACAAUCAAAAAGACGGGCAUCCUCGAAGCUUGGAACAGGCUGCAUCCAGACAAGGCCGUUUUGGUCGGCGACGAAAUCAUGAAGGUGAACGAUAUCAUGUGGCACCAUAAUUCAGGAACGUUUGCAAAGCGCAUCCAGGGCCAGUUUUUGGCAUCCAGGGGCCGGGUGCCUGGCGCAAGGAACACCUUGACUUUAACUAUCCAGCGCCCCAGGAAGAACAAGGGGCAUCGUUUCCAAUCGCAGCGCGAAGAUCUGCACAAGAAGUUGUAUUCGAAAGAAUUUGUGGCUGAGAUUCCUCUCAAAGGUGUCCUCCCUGGUGCUUCACUUACCAGGCCAUGGGAUGGAAGUUGAAUGCGACGGUGGACUGGAUGCCAAUCUCUAUCGAGAAAAUGCGCAACACUGGUCUUGUGUCCAUGUACAACAAGGAACACCCCGACGCGAAGGUACUCGCCGGCGAUGAGAUCCUCCAGGUGAACCACAUCCAGUGGCAUCACAAUGCUAAGAUCUUUGUGGAUCGCCUCGAGGCACAGUUCACAGCUGCGCGAAAAUCGGAGCGCGUUGGCACUCCCAGCAAUGAAAAUGUCCUCAAGCUCAGCAUCCGGAGACCGAGGUCGGUGAGUGACACGCCCGAGGAACAGGUGUACACGAAGCAGUACUCUGCCCAGCUCGCUCUGAAAGACUCUCGUCCCUUGGGCUGGCACCUCAACAAAAGCAGUGACGCAGAACCUAUUGUCGUCGAAAAAAUCAGACGGGGUAGCCUUCUGGAUUCUUACAACAAGGCAAAUCCUGAGGCCAUGGUGCGUGUCGGCGAUACCAUCCUGAAAGUGAAUGACCUCCCAUGGCAUGGCAAUACCAAGAAGUUCGCCGACCGCAUCGACAAGGAAUUCGGCAUCUCGCGCCCGCACAGGGGCCAGAUGCCUAGCGACAAAACCCUGAAUCUUGUAAUGCAACGGCGUCUGGUCCAGCCGAUCAUGAAGGAAUGGACCGUCACGCUGCCCGCUGGCGAGGGAAAGAUUUUGGGUUGGCAGCUGAGUCACAGCGAGGAGGAGUUUCCACUUACUGUUUCCAAGGUCCGCAGCAAUGGCGUGGUGUACGAGCACAACCAAGAGCACCCAGAGUCGAAGAUCUUGCCAGGAGACGUCAUUGUCAAGGUGAACAGUAUCUUGUGGCGCCAGGACUCGUCUUCAUUCGAGAAGCGCCUGAACGAGCAGUAUUCCAAAUCAAAGGUAACUGGUAACAUAUCACUUUUCCUGAGGAGGCCUGUCGGAGUUCAGGACGCCUUCGCGGAGGACAAGGGCAGGCCAUUCUCCCAUGAAUUCUACAUCCGGCUGCCGAUUGUGAACGGUCAGAUCGUGGGUUGGCACCUUAGCUCGGACAACGAGACGGCCCCAAUUAAGGUCGAAAAGGUCAGAAACGUGGGUGCGGUGCACGACUGGAAUGAGAAGAAUCCACUUACCGACAUCAGGGUCGGCGAUCACAUUGCCAAGGUGAACAACGUUCUUUGGCACGGCCAGGCUAAGCAGUUCUUGGAGCGCAUAAACCUUCAGCUGGAGGCUGCUCGCAAGGAUGAGGGAAACCCGUUCGUGACGGUUCUUGUGCAGAGGCCUUGGCCCGUCACAACAACGUUGCCAGAAGACGCGGGCGCCGGCGAGGAUGUUGUCGGCGACGGCGACGACGCCGAGACGGGCGUCGUCGAGUGAAGUGGAGUAAGUGGCGUUCGGGAGGGUGUUGUUGCCAUCUGGGUCUAGCUUGCCAUUCGGAUGUUUUCAAGCACCGUUCUGUGAAUUGUCAUUUUGGAGAGCGACGCUGCGCCGCUCUGUUGGGAUGGUCGGGUUUGCCGUCACAUCCAUUUUCUUCGUGCCGCCUGCCUUCCUACCAGGAGAAACAAAAAGCGGCAACGCAAAAGUCUCUGAACACCAGGGCUCCCAACAG
Prorocentrum cordatum is the source of this 2436-nucleotide messenger RNA. The record is from the annotation of a GenBank genome assembly. NCBI's taxonomy places the organism in Eukaryota, Dinophyceae, Prorocentrales, Prorocentraceae.